Messenger RNA from Vombatus ursinus (common wombat), 3864 nucleotides. It is a transcript of the gene ADAM8, whose product is annotated as ADAM metallopeptidase domain 8. Gene Ontology annotation, molecular function: metalloendopeptidase activity; cell adhesion molecule binding. Gene Ontology annotation, biological process: inflammatory response; positive regulation of membrane protein ectodomain proteolysis; positive regulation of cellular extravasation. The coding region runs from base 218 to 2746 and encodes 842 amino acids. The transcript is spliced from 24 exons. The record is from RefSeq and is a predicted model, not a curated record. Lineage: Eukaryota; Metazoa; Chordata; Mammalia; Diprotodontia; Vombatidae.
GAAGGGUCUGGAGGUGGUGCCUACCGGGACUGAGAAGGAGGAAGAGAUAGAAGAGGAAGAGGAGGGAGGGGAGCGCCGCCCCCCCCUCCUCUGCUUCAGCCGGGUAGCGUGGGGUGGAGCGCCCACAGACCUGAGACAGAAAGCCGCCGCUCGGGGUGCGCUUCAAGUGCGCUCUCCUUGCCCCGGAGCCGGGGCGCAUUCCGUCCGAGCUGGGACCAUGUGCGGCUCCCGCCUCUGCUGCUGCCUUUUUGGCCUCGUCCUGGUCCUCGUCGUGAGCCUGCCCAGCUCCCUGGGGCUCCCCGGACUGUCUGCCCACCUGCCUCCGUCUGGCCCCUUGACCCACGUGGAACAGUAUGAGGUUGUGUAUCCAUUGAAGGUGCCCGUCCCCAGGGCCCGGAGAGACCUGUCCUCACCGCGGUCUCUGUAUCCAGAAAACCUCCGCUAUGUCCUGGGUCUGAAAGGAAGCAACUUAACCCUGCACUUGCGUAGGAACAGGGACCUGAUGGGGGCCAGCUACACGGAGACCUAUACCUCGGCCAAUGGCACCGAGGUGACCGAGCAGCCCGGAGACCUGCAGGACCAUUGCUUCUACCAGGGCCACGUUGAGGGGCACCAGGACUCGGCAGUCAGCAUCAGUGCCUGCCACGGAAUCAGGGGAUUCUUCCAGACGGGCUCUACCGUCCAUCUUAUCGAGCCCCUAGAGGGUGCUGGCCACGAGGGCAGACAUGCGGUCUACAGAGCAGAGCAUCUCAUUCAGAAGCUGGUGACAUGUGGGGUCAGCAAUACCACCCUGGAAGAGGAUCUGGAGCCCAGGAUGGCUGCAGCUCAAAAGCCGAGGAACUGGAAAUCGGGGACGGGCCCAAAGGAAACCCACUACGUGGAGCUCUUUGUGGUUGUGGAUCAUGAGGAGUAUGUGAAGUUUAGCGGCCGAGAGGACAUACGGAGUCGGGUGAAAGAGAUUGUAAAUCAUGUGGACAAGCUCUAUCAGGAGCUCCAUUUCCGCGUGGUCCUCAUCGGCCUGGAAAUAUGGGACCGGGGGGACAAAGCCCAGAUCAGCAGCAACCCCGACUCCACGCUGGACAACUUCCUCAGGUGGCGCAGCCAGGAGCUGGUUCCUCGAAAGAAGCAUGACAAUGCCCAGCUGAUCACAGGUGUGGAUUUCGAAAAAACGACAGUGGGGCUGGCCAAGGUGGCCUCCAUGUGCACCCCGGGCUCCGGGGCCGUAAACCAGGACCACCAUGUCAAUCCCAUUGGGGUGGCGUCAACCAUAGCUCAUGAGAUGGGACACAACCUCGGCAUGGACCACGAUGAAAACAUCGCCGGCUGCUACUGUCAAGAGCAGAAGCAGAACGGUGGGUGCAUCAUGGCGGCCAGCCUCAGCACCGUCUUCCCCAAAACAUUCAGCACCUGCAGUAGGAACAACCUGGAGAAUUUUGUUGGAAAUAACAUCUUCCAGACAAACUGCUUGACAAACUUUCCAAAGCUGGAUGAGAUCUAUGGAGGGCCCGUGUGUGGAAACAGAUUUGUGGAGCGUGGGGAGGAGUGUGACUGUGGCAUCCCAGAGGAGUGCACAAACCACUGCUGUAAUGCCACCACAUGCAGACUGGUCACAGGCGCCACAUGUGCACAUGGAGAAUGUUGCCAUGAGUGUCAGGUGGUACCGCCCGGGCAGAUCUGCCGUGAGGCUCAGGAUGACUGUGACCUGCCGGAGUACUGUGAUGGCCAGUGGGGAGAGUGUCCAGAGAAUGUCUUCCAAGAAAAUGGCAUGCCUUGCCAGAAUGGUUACUGUUACAAUGGGGCCUGUCCCACCCACCAGCAGCAGUGCCAGGCACUCUGGGGCAAGGGUGCUUCUGUGGCCUCUGACAGCUGCUUCUGGCUUGACAUCCAGGCAGGCUGCUUGGUAUCAUACCGACAGAGUCUCAACAGAUGUGGGGUCCUGCACUGCUCUGGGGGGAUGGUCACCAACAGGGCCUAUUGCACCAUCCCCCUGAGUGGGAUACCGUGCACCGUGGUGAGAGAGGGGAAAGAUGAUAAGCCUUUUGAGAUGGUGGCCACUGGGACGAAGUGUGGAGAGCGGAUGGUUUGCUACAAUGGUCGCUGUCAGGAGCUCCAUGUCUAUGGAGCUGAGAACUGUUCCAGCCAAUGCAACGGUCAUGGGGUUUGCAACCACAAGAGAGAAUGCCAUUGUCAGCCAGGCUGGGCUCCACCAUACUGCCACCAGAAAGUGGCUGCCAUCACCUCAGGGGCCCAGGGUGUGCUGGUAGGGGUGCUGGUGACCCUGGCCGUGCUUGUCCUCCUGAUCGGCGUGGCUUUCAUUCUCUACAAGCGUCGGAUGCUGCCCCCUUUGCAGAAGAGGAAAAUUGCGACAGAAACCCCUUCUGGCCUCUCCAACCCCCUGUUCCACGAAGGUGGCUGCAGGGCACCAGGACUGGUCUCUACAGCAUCGGCUGCCCAGCACCCUAAACCCCGGUCUGCUCUGGUCAUCCCUGGCCAGCCACCCCCUGCGCCUCCUGCAGCAGCCAGACCCCAGACACCCUUCAGAGUGCCCGUGUACACCAGGCAGGCCCCUCAGCAGAGCAAACCUGCGCCACCCAGCAAACCACUGCCAGAGCUGAAACCUAAGCAGGUGGUCAAGCCAACUUCUAGUCCUCCACCGCCACCUGUAAAACCUCCAGCUGUGACUUCCUCGAAGCCCCAGGGAGCUGGUCCCAAGGUGACUCUGAUGCCACCAGGCCAGCGCAGGUGACUGGAAACCUGGGCCCUGAGGCCGAAGAGACUUGGGGCCGAGACCAAGAAAUCAGCUGGCUGCUUUGAUGGUCCCCAAUCCUGGCAGGCCUGGACCAUGUUUGAUGUCACAGUCAGUCAUCUGCAAUUCAGGGGGAGGAAGGAGUGACCUGACUGGCUGUUUCUCCCCUCCUACACCCUGCAUCUGGCAACCCUCAGACAUUCCCCAGGGCAGGGGCUGCUGUUUGCCUGUCUCUGGAGAGCCAAGACCUUCCCAGAGAAGGCAAAAGGCCAGCCCUGAGCUGGUGCCCAGGCAUUAUUCUGCACCUGCAGGCCUUUCCCCUCUUCGCUUCCCAUGGAGUCUUUGGGGCUCUCUGCAGUCCUACAGGCCACUCUGCCUGGUACCUGCUCACAGGAACAGUGGGCCCCACCCCUUCUGCACCCUCAGUGGACAGUCCAGGCUGCUGCACACCAUGGGGUCUGUGAAAUACUCGCUAUCUCCCGUUUCCUCAAGGGCCCUUAAAGACAGCCUUUGCUCUUUGUGUGCAAUGGACAUUUCUCAGGGACAGUGGUUUCACUCCAUUCAUUUCAAGCAGUUCCCAAAAGGCUGCAGUUUUCCCUGUCUGCUAAGGAUCCAAGAACUAAUCAGCCUCUAAGUCAAGGUCCCUGUCAGGCACCCUGGCCAGCUAUGAACAGUAUGCCAGCCAGACUGCCCACGGCUUUACUUUGUCGUGGGACCACACUCACUUGCUUUAGUCUGAAUCAGGUUUGACAUGCAGCAUGGUCCAAGGCGACAACCUCUUUGGGGGACCCCCCAACAUGCUUGGCCUAGGGGCUGGGGUUUCUGCUCAUCUCAGUUUUUCAGAGAGCCGUAUCUGCUGCUCCAGCAAGACUGAAGGUGCUUUUUUGAUUAGUCUUCAUUGCUGAAAAUGCUGCAUUUUAUCCUUAAAUUAUUCUAUGAGAGAAUUUUCCAGAAAAAGGGGAAAUGCCAUGAAUAUUUUUAUAGCAUUAAAAACUCAAAUUAAAAAAAAAUCCUCAUCUUUAAUCUGCCUAUUUUAAUGGGGCUUUAUGGAGUCUGGAGCUUGUCAUUUUGAUCACAUUUACAGAUUAGUUUUGUGAAAAUAAAAUACCUGAAAGGGU